AUGAGUAGAAAACUUUAUCUGCUGAUGGUAAGAAAUUGCUUGUUCGUGAAAUUGAAGAAGAUGCCAGUGUUCGUGAGGUGGCAUCGCGCUUUGGUGUUAGUAAAUCCUGCGUUUCAACGAUCCAUAGAAAAUGGAAGAGUACGGAAAUGGCAGAACGAAAAAAAGGAAGUGGCCGACCAUUUAGAGUUGGAGAACGUGUUUGUCGAACAUUAG
Messenger RNA from Phyllotreta striolata, 213 nucleotides. Lineage: Eukaryota; Metazoa; Arthropoda; Insecta; Coleoptera; Chrysomelidae. The record is from the annotation of a GenBank genome assembly.